Molecule: messenger RNA, 8235 nt
Organism: Acanthochromis polyacanthus (spiny chromis)
Lineage: Eukaryota; Metazoa; Chordata; Actinopteri; Pomacentridae
Gene: cntf
Product: ciliary neurotrophic factor
Exons: 3
Coding region: 1861-2457 (198 amino acids)
Biological process (GO): negative regulation of neuron apoptotic process; ciliary neurotrophic factor-mediated signaling pathway
Molecular function (GO): ciliary neurotrophic factor receptor binding
Source: RefSeq, a predicted model, not a curated record
UAUUUUCCAGGUUGUUUCCUCCUGACUAGAUCCUUACUUGUGUUGUAUCUACUCCCAAAUGUAUGGCGCUUUGGAAAAUUGUAGAACUGUAAUGAUAAGAUAAGGUAAGACAACAUAACAUAAGAUACGAUUUUAAGACUAUAUUGAUUGCACAGUGGGAAAGUUCACCAGUACAGCAACUCAAAAGACAGGGAUAUGAGGGCAGUAAAAGAAUAUAUUAAAAACACAGUGCAAAAACUGCAGAGAACAUUAAGUAGACAAGAUGAAAAUGUUUCAAGAACACCACAUUCAAGAAGAUGAAGUUGUAACAAUUAUUGCACAGAAGUCAGUGGAAUGUGUAUGUAAAUAAAGUGCAGCAGCAAAUGAGGUAGACCAGUGAAGUUAUAAUGGCCACAUUUACAUGAAGUUUUUAAAUUUGGAAUUAUUAAUUCAGAAUUAACUCAUUCGGAAUCAGAGUUUUGUGCUUUGCAUUUACAUGGAAAUAUUAAUUCUGAAUUAUGGUUUACAUGGACCGCACAUUUAUUCCCCUUCCUUAAUUCUGCUUUAACGCUUGGGCGUUGGAAAGGAUUCUGAUUGGACAGGGAGUGGACGUGACGUAUCCCUGUUUACCAGAAGAAAACAAACUCCAUUUGCCGCAGCAUUUCUUUCCCCCAACAACAUGGAGGAACAACUAUUAAGCACGCUCUUUGCUUUGCUUUUUAUUGUUGUUUUGAAACAGCAACUUGACAAUGGCAUACUAUUUCUAUUGCAUCUUACAAGAAUGUGCUCACGUCAGUAAGGUCGCACAACAUGUACGUCACUACAUCAUCGCUACGUGAGGAGCCAAGCAUGCACAGAAUGACCGGAAUUAACUAAAGCGGAAUUAACUGUACACAUGAAUAGAACGUACACAGGAAUUAGUUUAUUCGGAAUUAACAUUGGAAUAAACCAGGUAGUUUAUUUAGAAGUUUAUUCGGAAUUAACUUUUUAAUUCGUAAUUAACUGUUUACAAGGAUAUUUUAAAGUGGAAUUAACUUUAAUUCCGAAUUAAAGAGGAAUUAAAGGUUUCAUGUAAACUUGACCAAUAAGGCAUUGUACAUUGUGACUGAUGUAGGGAUGAAUGACUUGUGGAAACGCUCCUUAUUAACCUUAGGGUGUAUUAGUCUGUCACUGAACAACAAUAAAUUCAAAAUGGAAGCCCAGGGCCCACAAAACGGUUCUUUGAGGAACUUUGUAAAGGAUUCAUUAAGAAACCAUUUCUAACUCGAAAGAAACCAUUUCUAUCUCAAAAGAAACUAUUUCUGACUCAAUAGAAACCAUUUCUAACUCAAUAAAGUCCCUCCACAAUGUCCAUGUUGAUGAAUCUGGUCCAAACAGUGCAGCAGUCUGUGGCUCUGCUGUAAACACUUUCAUCAUCAGUUGGAACGCACAUAAGGAACCAGUUUGAAUGAGUCCAGGCUGCAUCCUGCUUAAAUUUAAACCAUCUCUUGUUCUCCUCACUACCAGUAAAUCUGAUAAGCUCCUCAUGAAUAAGGUGAUGAGCUCCUCCCUCCUCCGGUCCGCGGCUCUCCGCCCCCGCUCGUCCCGUUGAAUUCCUGCUGCCUGGCAUCAGGUUCCCGGGGGAGAGAGGGCGGAGAGUUGGCCACGAACUCUGUAACACAAGUAACAGUAAGCAGGCAAGGUCGGGACAAACUGGAGAAGUCGUUUGACUGAAACUCUAGAGAAGACUUGGCUCUAAAUAAACGCAGCCCUGACUGAGCGGAACCGGAGGGCAGCUGUCAUGAACCGUGACCGGAAAUCUGGAGCGAGUCAGGCGGGCGUGUAUUAGACACCGACCUGUGGUUCUCCAGCUCCAAGUGCGUCUUUACAGCGACUCUUCCGAUGGCGGAGAGGCGGACCAGACGUGGGACCGGCUCGGAUCUGAGCAGGACCACGGCGGCCAGGGCUGCUGCUAUAGCCGAGCAGCUGCACCAUGAAUGCUCCAUCCUCCUGGAGCUCUAUAGGAAGACGGAGAACUUUCCUGCAGAUGUUGCCGACAGUCGUCUGGUGUCCGUCCCUCCUCCUUCCUCCCAGUUGGACACCAGAGACAAGCUGUGGCGCCUCCACUCGGCUUUGCUACAGUGCCGCACCUUGCUGGAGAGAGCGAUCGCUAAAGAGGAAGAAGAGCUGGGCGGCGGGAAGAAGGGUGAGUACGAGAACCAGAAGAAGAUGGUGAAAGAAAGGCUGUCACUUCUCCUAAUCAACACUGGAGAGCUGCUCAAAGCUGCUGAUGGACCUGCCGUCCUGACUCCCAGCUUGGAGGGCUUAGAGUUAAACGGGCCGACCAUUCUGUUUGAACUGAAGCUUUGGGUGUACCGGAUCUUCAAAGAGGUGGACUACUGGACCAAGAUGACCAUCACCACCUUGAAAGGCCUGCCGUCAGUCAUCGUUAAAGAGUCAGCGAGGACCACGCGAGCCAGGAGAAGCACUUGGAGAUGAGAUGUGAGAAGGCUGUACGGGUGAUGAGGAAUAGAAAGAGGGUCAGAAAGGUCAGGGGGAAAAUAAAAUAGAAAAUAAAACAGCAGAGGGAAGGAGUGAAGGGGAUAACAGGCAAAUGUGAGAAACUGACUGAUGUGGAGAGAAAAAGAAACAGAUGAGUUAUAAUAGCCAGAUGGGAGCAACACAGAUCCCUACUGCCACAGGGAGAGGAGUUAAUUGGGCUGUGAUUAUGAACAGAGGGCUCAAAUAGAGAGAGAGAAAGACACAUGACCAUGACAUUUGUUGGAACAAGUUUAUUUUAGGUGUGGCAGAGUCUUCAUACAUAUUUAUUGUUUAAGAUGAAAUCUUAACAUUCAGUGUUGAAAGAUAUAGUUUUUCUGUCUUGCUUUCUUUCUUUCCAUUUUGAUACCGAGUUAUCAAAACAUGAUUAAUGCUAAGUGAAAACAAAGAUGCUGCCUCUACUUAGCUUUUCCAUCAUCGAACUCAUUUAUUUUAAAUGCACUGCCCGGAUUCAAUGCAGCUGACACAAUGCGCGUUCAGCAAGGGGCACUUUCUCCUGAACGUGCAUUCAAUUUUGUGUGUAGUUUUGAGAACUGUGGCUUUCUGUCACAGCAUAUAGACUGUUACCUGAGAAUGUCAAGUGCAUGAAGGAAAAACAUGUGUAACAGCACCCUCUAGUGUUUACAUAGUGCUAUUACUUAUAUUUCUUCCUUCCUUUCUUUUUUGAUUUUCCUCCGUGACACUCAUUAUUCCAAAGUAUCCUGUGUUCUUAUGCUUUUCUUAUGUUUUAGAGGAUUUAUUUUGCAAAUAAAUCACAUAAAACCGCAUCAGAAGAAGCAAUAGUCCACCCUCUUCGGUGAUGAAAGAAAAUUCUCUUUAAAGGGAAUUUCAUAAAUUUGGGGUAAGUGUUUUGGAGAUUUUUUUUACAAGUUUUAUCAACAGGCCAUGCUAAACAGUUCAACAAAAGGGAUACAAAAUUCAUGCUCUGCAUCUCACAAUGGUCGAUAUAAACACAAAUUUUUGACUGCGUCUGAAUUCACGUAUCUAUUGGACAGCUGCAAAAAUCAGGAUACUAAUUGGUUAAAUUGUGAUCCUGCACAGAAUUGAACCUCACCUACUACUUCUACCUGUCAGUCUAAUCUGAGCUGUGGUACUAAUUAAAUUAGCCUCAACCAAAGACUAACGAUUGUCUAUAAAGAUGCAUGAAGCUUUAGAGUAAGAAAAAGAGAAGAUAAUGUAAAUGGUAUUGGAUCCUAGAUAAGCAGUAAGAUUUGCGAAAAUGUGCAGCACAAAGAAGUCGAAGAAGUAACGGAAGAGCAUCUGUAUGAAUCGGGUUUAUAUGUUUAUAUAUGAAAGCAGGCAAACCUGUGCUUUGUUUGUGUUUUAAAGAAUGAGGGACCAUUUAUAUUUUAAGUUUGUUAUGCAGAUUUUAUUCAUUUAAUAUAUGUCUUGCUGUAUUGUAACAUUACUGUCGGUAGGUGCACUGGGAGUGACACAUAUUACUCCGAAGUCUUUUCAGGCUUCUCAAAAUCUGAACGCUGGUACUGAGAUAAGACACAAAUGUAUUUGGUCAGUUGGGCUUAGUUGCCAUCUUUGAUUUAGAAAGAGCAAACAUGAUUUGUGAGAAAAUGGAGCUACUGUACAUGUACAGUUAUACACUCAACUUUCACUAAGUGCUCAAUGAGAAUACAUCCUCCUGCAUCUAAUUCUAUCUAAAUAUCUCGUAACACUUUGGAGUGCAGCACCUUUUAAUGUGAUUCACUGUAAAUGCAAUACGGCGUGCACUGUUUUUGUUGUACUGUGUAUGGGUUGUUUGGGUUGCUUGUUAUAUUCCCUCAUGUUCUUUUUUUUUACCUACCUUUGGUGAUGUUGCUGCUGGACUUCACAUCUGACUUUUCUUUUUAGGCUCCAUUAUCUGUUUCGAGUUCAUAAAGUUCUUGUUAAAGUUGAUACAAGUUAGGCCAUAAAUGAAAUGAAAAAUGAAUAAAAGUAGCAUUGGGUUGUGAGGGGUGCAUGAUAUUGAAUUUCACUGAUAUCUGAUUUUACAGCUUUGACAGGUUGUCAAUACUGAUAUGUGCGCAUACACUGCCUGUCCAAAAAAAGUUGCCAUUUGGAUUUAACUAAGCAAAUAGGUGAGAGCCUUUCAUUGGAUAAUUACUGCAGUGAUGAAUACGUAUCAGCUGCAACAACUUAUUUAAUCCUAGCUGAUGCAGUGAGGAGCUUUGCAUUUCAUAAACAACCGUGUAGGAAGACAUAUCCUGUGGUCAUGGAAAGGAUGUUGAUCUGUUUCAGAAGGGUCAAAUUAUUGGAGUGAUCCACUCAUUCUCAAUGUGAGCCCCAUGAAUCCUGCCAUCGUCAUCUUGGAACAUGUCCAUGCUAUCAGGGAAGAAGUUCUUCCCCUAUUCUAAGUUUUCUAGGUAGCAUAAAGAUUGGACUCUGGAGCAAUGAAAGAAGGUCAUAUGGUCUGAUGAGUCCCGAUUUAUCCUGUUCCAAAGUGAUGGGCGCAUCAGGGUAAGAAGAGAGGCAGAUGAAAUGAUGAACUCAUCAUGGCUAGUGCCUACAAGUCUGUGGGGGUUAGAGUUAUGAUCUGAGGUUGGUCAGGUUCAGCAACAUUAUGUUCCCCAAGAAUGAGGUCAGCUGACUACCUGAAUAUACUGAAUGACCAGGUCUUUACAUCAGUGGAGUUUUUCUUCCCUGAUGGCAUGGGCAUGUUCCAAGAUGAUGAUUCCAGGAUUCAUGGGGUUCACAUUGAGAAUGAGUGGAUCAGGGAGCAUGAGACGUCAUUUUCACCAUGGAUUGAUCUCCACAGAGUCCAGACCUCAGCUCCAUUGAGAGUCUUAAGGAUGUUCUGGAGAAGACUUUGUCCGACUCUCCCAUCAUCAAUAUACACACGUGGACAAAAUUGUUGGUACCCCUCAGUUAAAGAAGGAAAAACCCACAAUUCUCACUGAAAUCACUUGAAACUCACAAAAGUAACAAUAAAUUAAAAUUUAUUGAAAAUUAAAUAAUCAAAAUCAGCCAUCACUUUUGAAUUGUUGAUUAACAUAAUUAUUUAAAAAACAAACUAAUGAAAUAGGGCUGGACAAAAAUGAUGGUACCCAUAACUUAAUAUUUUGUUGCACAACCUUUUGAGGCAAUCACUGCAAUUAAACGAUUUCUGUAUUUGUCAAUGAGCGUUCUGCAGCUGUCAACAGGUAUUUUGGCCCACUCCUCAUGAGCAAACAGCUCCAGUUGUCUCAGGUUUGAUGGGUGUCUUCUCCAAAUGGCAUGUUUCAGCUCCUUCCACAUAUGUUCAAUGGGAUUCAGAUCUGGGCUCAUAGAAGGCCACUUUAGAAUAGUCCAACGCUUUUCUCUCAGCCAUUCUUGGGUGUUUUUGGCUGUGUGUUUUGGAUCGUUGUCCUGUUGGAAGACCCAUGACCUGCGACUGAGACCAAGCUUUCUGACACUAGGCAGCACAUUUCUCUCCAGAAUGCCUUGAUAGUCUUCAGAUUUCAUCGUACCUUGCACACUUUCAAGACACCCUGUGCCAGAUGCAGCAAAGCAGCCCCAAAACAUUACUGAGCCUCCUCCAUGUUUCACCGUAGGGACAGUGUUCUUUUCUUCAUAUGCUUGGUUUUUGAGUCUAUGAACAUAGAGUUGAUGUGCCUUACCAAAAAGCUCCAGUUUGGUCUCAUCUGUCCAAAGGACAUUCUCCCAGAAGCUUUGUGGCUUGUCAACAUGCAUUUUUGCAAAUUCCAGUCUGGCUUUUUUAUGAGUUUUUUUCAGCAGUGGUGUCCUCCUUGGUCGUCUCCCAUGAAGUCCACUUUGGCUCAAACAACGACGAAUGGUGCGAUCUGACACUGAUGUACCUUGGCCUUGGAGUUCACCUUUAAUUUCUUUGGAGGUUGCUCUGGGCUCUUUGGAUACAAUUCCAACGAUCCGUCUCUUCAAUUUGUCAUCAAUUUUCCUCUUGCGGCCACGUCCAGGGAGGUUGGCUACUGUCCCGUGGGUCUUGAACUUCUGAAUAAUAUGAGCCACUGUUGUCACAGGAACUUCAAGCUGUUUAGAGAUGGUCUUAUAGCCUUUACCUUUAAGAUGUUAGUCUAUAAUUUUUUUUCGGAUGUCCUGGGACAAUUCUCUCCUUCGCUUUCUGUUGUCCAUGUUCAGUGUGGUACACACCUUUUCACCAAACAGCAGGGUGACUACUUGUCUCCCUUUAAAUAGGCAGACUGACUGAUUAUGAGUUUGGAAACACCUGUGAUGUCAAUUAAAUGACACACCUGAGUUAAUCAUGUCACUCUGGUCAAAUAGUUUUCAAUCUUUUAUAGAGGUACCAUCAUUUUUGUCCAGGCCUGUUUCAUUAGUUUGUUUUUUUAAAUAAUUAUGUUAAUCAACAAUUCAAAAGUAAUGGCUGUUUUUGAUUAUUUAAUUUUCAAUAAAUUUUUAUUUAUUGUUAUUUUUGUGAGUUUCAAGUGAUUUCAGUGAGAAUUGUGGGUUUUUCCUUCUUUAACUGAGGGGUACCAACAAUUUUGUCCACGUGUGUAAGAUCUUAAAUAAAUGCUGUGACAUUGCAGAAGCUUAUCGAAACGAGGCUACGGCAAAUGAGUGUCAUUUUCAGAGCUAAAGGCGAUCCAAUGAAAUACGAGAGUGUGCAACUUUUUUUUUUUUUUUGGAUAGGCAUUGUAUUUUUUCCACUUAAUUGCAGAGAACAUCAAGUCUGUCCUGUAGUGAAAUAAUAUUCUAUUAUACCCACUUUUAUGGGGUUGGCAGAUUGGCAAGUGCUGACAUAAAAUACAGUGCUUUUCAAAUGUACUCAUUCACUCUGCAAAACAACAAAUAUAAAUUAUCCAGAAUCUAUUUUUAUACAAGAUUUUCCAACCAAAGUUCAGCUAAAGUAACACAUUCUUGAAUUUAGAUAGCAGACAUUAGAAAAAGCUAAUUUUAAUAUUGUUAAAGUCAGUUUUCUUGCUGCUUAGUGGCAUUUUACUGAUAAGUAUUUUAGCAGUUUCAGGCUCCAAUGGCUUCAUAUUAUGAACCUCUGUUCUGGUGUUUGUGCUGCACAUAUCUGUCAGUCAUGUAUUGACCUACACAGAUCUCUGCCACUAUCACUCUGUCCAUUUCCUACAGAUCCCAGGAAAGCAAUGUGGUUAAAUUCUUGUCAAACCAAAUGUUUUGUUUUUGUAUGCCCUAGAGAUGGGUUGUUUUCACAACUAUUUUUUAUGUUAUACUUAUAUCAUUCUACCUUCUUGAUAGUUUGUUACACCACCAGGUCUCUUUUGACGUUUGCUGUAGGGAGACUUAGCUGUAGGCAAAUGGGCCGAAGCACAAAGGGAGGAUCAGGUUUCCAUUGCAUCUGUAUAAGCAGCAAUUAUAUUAUAGGGAAACUGGCUCGUUCAUUAGAGUGGACACAACAAUAGUGGGAUUUGCACAUUGUAAACACUGUAUGAUCAACGGCCUUAUCAUAAAGAAUGUAUAAUUAACCUUUAUCCACGGUGGCCUUCCAAAUGUAUUGAUUAACCUAUGAAUUGUUUCGUUGUCAUUGCCUUUUAUCUUUGGCGUUUAUGGUCAAACAACAGUCCCUGACUAGUAACUGUGGCUUUAUCUGUGCAGGAUUUGUCUUGGAUAUACUUUUGUCCCUUGAUAAAAUGUUUAAACCAGAGAGUACAGUCACUGAAGCCAGAUCUAAUUUUGCUUUGGGCUUCUUUGUAUUUCCCCACAUCACCAUCACUGUAGUCAAAAAGUCUCCUUGGUGUCCCAGAUUGAAUUUGACUUUUGAAAUAAAAACUAUCAUGUCUUGAA